ACCCUGUGGGACAUUGCUUAGAUCGUGACGUGGUUGGUGUGGCAAGAAAGAGACGAACUGGUCAUAAUACUGAUAACUUCCUACAGGUCGUUCACUAAGUUAUUAUGGAAUAAUUCAGUUGGUAUUUUAUUCUCAACAGUUAACAAACCAUUUAGUGCAGUCUUCUCUGGCAAACAUUGAGCCCUCUAGGCUGCUGCGCUGGGACACGCCAGUCAUAGCCCUGGGACUGUCUGCGUCAUCAUGAAGCUGUACAGCCUAAGCGUUCUCCACAAAGGAGCGACUAAAUCCAAUCUCCUCAAAUCCGCAUAUGACCUCUCCUCCUUCAGUUUCUUCCAGCGCUCCAGUGUCCAAGAGUUCAUGACCUUCACCAGCGCCUUGAUUGUGGAGCGUUCUGCACACGGCAGCCGAGCCUCAGUCAAAGAACAAGAGUACCUGUGCCAUGUGUAUGUGAGGAAUGACAGUCUGAGUGCGGUGGUGAUAGCAGACAGCGAGUACCCCCAAAGAGUCGCCUUCACACUACUAGACAAAGUGCUAGAGGAGUUCUCCAGGCAAGUGGAAAGUAUAGACUGGCCAUCUGGAAACCCAGACACCAUCAACUACAAAGCCCUGGACAUCCACCUGGCCAAAUACCAGAACCCCAGAGAGGCAGAUGCGAUGACCAAAGUGCAGGCUGAGCUAGACGAGACAAAAAUCAUUUUGCACAACACCAUGGAGUCUCUGUUGGAGAGAGGGGAGAAGCUGGAUGACCUGGUGCAGAAGUCUGAACACCUGGGGAACCAGUCUAAAGUCUUUUAUAAGACUGCACGGAAGCAGAACUCAUGCUGUGAGGUCAUGUGAUGUUCUGAGUGUCUUCUUGGAUAUAUCUCUUGGCCUUUCUGCUCAUUCUACAACUUCCAUCGUGCCCCAGCCUCCAGGAGACCGAAUGGCCUCCACUCAGUCUCUGGGAGGGCGCAGGGGAGGGAGGAAGUGGGAUCUCUGGAAUUUCUUUACAUGCUUACUGGGGAAGAGGAGAGGAUGUGGGACUGGUGGGGUUUCAUCAGGAAGAUAUACAUAUUGGCUUCAUUGUAACAGUUCAAAAGGUGUUUUGAGGAGGUCCAUAGCCAGCCAGGACGUGUUUGUUGUUCAAAAUGUCUUAAACCGUUUCCUGAAUUCAGACUGUAUCAGAGUCUUAAUCUGAGUUUGAACUCAGCUUUCUGGGAGUUUUCAUCUCAUGCUUGGCGUUAAAGAAACCCUGACAAUCUCCCUCUGUACUCAAUGCAGUAACUCGCAGGAUGCUGGUGAUCUCAUUAAGGUCUGGUAGUGACAUUUUAUCUCCUCUGCCCUGUAGAUGACACGGUUUCCUCACAUUCGUGGUUCAGGGCCUGAGACAACAUAACUCCAUGAUCAAAUCCUCUUGAGUUUGUUUUCAAAGCUCAUUUCUACAGGACAUUAAUUGGAGUAGUGUUUUGAUUAUGUAACCUAAUCAAAACAACAAUAUGUAACCCAUUGAUGUUUUGUUGUUCUCUAUGAAGACGUGAAAACUUUGAAACAUUCCCAGGUUUUUCAAAUUCAUAAGUUUAUUGGUAUUGUAGCUCAAGCGGGUGAACUUAUGUUGAACUAAAAUGCGGUGGCCUGUACUUAUAGAACAUUGUGUAGUGAUGUCCACAGAUUCUCAUUGAUAGACAAAGCCUUAUUAAAAUAUGGGGUUAGAUUGAAGUCCCCCUACGUAGGAGUAUGUGUUUGGAAAGUGUCCUAUUGGAGGGAAACUCUGACUUUGUAAUCCUUCUAAAGCUGUUGUGUUUCUAGUCUGGACAAAGGCGUAAGACAUGGCACAUAAUGAAUCAGCCACGAUCCACCAAUGUGUUUUGCUCCACCAUUAUUAUUAUUAUUAUUAUUAUUAUUAGGUGUUCUACUGCAGCCUUAUGUCUGCAGCUCUGCCCCCUGUUGGCAGUGUGAACAUACUACAUCUGGAUUGGAUUUCAACUCUUAACUGAAUGAUCAUGACAACACAUUGUUGGGUAGUUAACUUCACUUUUGGAACAAGGAAAUUACUACCGGAGGUUAUUAUUUCAUGGUGAGCAAUGCUUGUAAUGUUGCAGGUAGACAUGUAAUGUAUAGAACAGACAAGAUUCCCUUUUCAGCAUAACACUGAAUCGUGUGCGUUUUACAAAUAUUUCUAUCAAUGUAUUCUGUUUUCUGUAACAGCCUCAGCUUUGUGUGCACAACACACUCACAGAUCACUCAUUUUUUGUGAUCAGUAUUAAACAUACCCAUUUGAUUUUUUGUUGUUGUUGCAGAAAUGGCUUCAGGUUGUCAUUGUGUUUCCAGACCCCAGCGGAUAUGUGAGAUAAAGAGAGGCCUUUGAUAUUUUA
Oncorhynchus gorbuscha (pink salmon) is the source of this 2351-nucleotide messenger RNA. Its product is annotated as synaptobrevin homolog YKT6-like. Gene Ontology annotation, molecular function: SNAP receptor activity. The record is from RefSeq and is a predicted model, not a curated record. Gene Ontology annotation, cellular component: Golgi apparatus. The transcript is spliced from 8 exons. Bases 241 to 837 code for a protein of 198 amino acids. Lineage: Eukaryota; Metazoa; Chordata; Actinopteri; Salmoniformes; Salmonidae. Gene Ontology annotation, biological process: endoplasmic reticulum to Golgi vesicle-mediated transport.